AUGCUCAUGGUAUCGUCUGCUGUGCAAAGGGGCUAUGCAGUGGUCACCGUGGGACCGCAUCUGUCGGGGGCCUCUGACAGGUGCUGGACAAAGACUUGGCCCCCAGAGGCCAGCAUAGAGAUCCCUGAGCUGAAGAGGGCCAUCCGGCAUGUCCUGGAGGAGCAAGACUGGUGGGGGUUGCCCCGAUACCUCCUUGGAGCAUCGGCCGGCGGAGCAGUGGCGCUGCUGUUUGCCUCCCGCUUCCCAGUGCAGGCAGCGGCGAGCAUGCUGAUGGGCUUCAGGCCAGACGAGGUGUUCCAAGAGGAGCAGCUUGUCAGCAGGAAUGGGGAUCAGCCAGAAGGCCAGCAGAAGUCAUGGCCAUUUCCCCCUGUACUUCUGCUGGAGGCCCAGAAUGACCAGGACAUCUACAAGGAGAGAAUACUCAGGAGCAUCCAAUUGCUCAACCAGCAGGGGCUGCAUGCUGAGAAUGUCACAAUGCAGCCCUACCCUUUGCACUCUACAUUUUUCAGUGACCGUUCCCCAGAGAUUGAUCCUGAACAAUCUCAGGCUGUCUACGGGGACUUGCAAGCUGCAGGCAUCAUUGACGAGAGCGGAUAUUCGAACUUUCCCUCCGAUCAAGCGACAGAAGAUGUGUUGGACACCAUGAGGGAUACCUUGUACUUCAUUCUGGUCAAGCACUUUGGGCUAAACCUGGGCAAGAAGGGGCCACUGCAUGAUGGAUACAUGCGUGUAUUUAUUGAGUCCUUCUUUGCGUCUCAAGCAAUUCAUGAGAUUCGGGCGAAGGAGAUGGACCUGAUCAUAGACUUCUUUGAGAGGGAGGGCACGCCAGAUUUGGAGCGCAUCACUGGCAAGCUGCAUGAUCUGGUCUGGCAGGAUGAGAGCGCGGCAGAAGCCGACGGCCUUACGAUGGCGUUUGCUCCCUAUGGCAACAUUCAAAGCGUGAAAGUCGUGCGCGACAAGGGCGUGGCCUAUGUGAAGUACGACAAGGCCUCAGCAGCCGCCGCAGCUAUUGAGGCUCUCCACGAGACUGUGUUGAAUGAUGGGCAAGGGCCCAUGCUGAAGGUCAUGAUGGCUGAGGCACCAACCAGGCGUGCAGUCCCGCCCAGGGCUUCUGGUGAGAUCCAGGUGGCACCUGAUCCUGACAAUGUGCCGCCACGCUCACGCCUCUUCAUGGUGGUCCCCAAGACGGCUGACGGCCACAACAUUGAGGAGGAGAUGGCAAAGUUCAGGGACUUGGAGUACUGCAAGAUUGAUCUCAUCGCAUCCAAGGGCAUUGUCUUCUGCAAGUAUGCCAAGACCUCCUCAGCGCUGCUGGCCCUGGAAGCUAUCAUGGCCAACGAUAAUGUGGUGGCGGGCUACAAGGUGAAGUGCAUGAUUGCUGAGCCCAAGGGCAAGAGGGGACGCAUGGAUCCCGGCAACUAUGACAAUCUUCUGACGGCAAAUCAGCUCUCAUCACAGGACUUUGGUGGCGUCUACAACGGGGGCUAUCUCCCACAGACACCCAUUGGAGCUGCACGCCUGCUGAACCAGUCUCCCUCGCUGUCUGGGAACACGGGGCUGGGCACUCCCAACAACCUUCAGGCGCGCCUCAACAGUGCUGCAACCAACGGGGAUCCUGGGACCGUCACUUCUUUGGGCCUUGGCAAUGGAUUUGUCGACAGGUCUGGGCUGCAGGACAACAUGAUGGCUGGCGGCUACAACAGCCUGAGUCUGCAUCACCUGCAAGCCCUGGCAGCGCUUCAUGGAGCCACCAACCUGGCACAUGGCUUGGGCGCCAUGGCAGGCUACAACAUGCAAGCGAACGGAAAUGGCAGGGGCGUCCUGUCACAGAACCGCGUGGCUGAUGGCGUGUAUCUGCGCAUAGGUGGCGCACGGCUGGCGGGGGCGAUCAGCCAGACCAUGACGCGGCUGUAUGUGGUGGUGAGCAAGGCCGUAAGCGAGGACAUCAUCAUCCGCCUCUUUCGCGCAUUCCCCGGCCUCGAGUACUGCGACCUCAAGCGCGACCACACCACCGGCCACUCCCGGGGCUUCUGCUAUGUGAAAUACUCCAGCCCGGAGAUCGCGAACGCCGCAAUCGAGCACUUGAACGGAGUUGAAUUCCCGCAGGGAUCCGGCCUGCGCCUCAAGGUCAUGCUGGCAGAGCCGCUCCAAGCCGGCACGCCUGGCAAGAGCACGCCGCCUCUGCCACUGUCGCGCAGCCUCUCUGUGCGCAGCGACUCCAACUCCUCCAUCCUGCAGCACCAUCGCUCACUGACUGGCGAGGAGAUCAGCUCGGCCAAUGAGAAGGGAACGAGCGAGCACCAUGUGGAGGUGGCGGCCGUGCAGAACAGCCUGGCCCACAUGUCCAUGCCACACCACCGCGACUUUGCCUUCGACGUCCCCAAGGAUAACAGCAAGCUCGGGAUUCCCACUGCCAACGGUGUGGAGGCUGAGACGGAGCAGUCUGCCGAAUCGUCGCUGGCGCUGCCCAUGCCAAUCACGGCGCCGGACGAGUGCACCAUCUUCACCUUUCUGACGCGCCCCAUGCCCAACUACGCCCUGCAGUACGUCUUCUCCCAGCACGGCGCCGUCGACUGGGUACACCUGCGCAGCGAUGAGCGCUACGGCAUCGUGCGCUUCUCCGAGGCUGAGGCCGCGCGCCGCGCCCUGGACGCUUUGAACAACACCACCAUCUGCGGCGAGGCCCUGACAGUCUCCAAGACCGACCCUCUGGCCAACCCCCGCAACACCAAGCGCCCGCGCGUCGCUGAGUAAGCGCUGACUACGGUGCUGAUAUAACGCUAACAAACUUGCUAAGGGCACAUCGAUCCUGCAGGCUGUGGCCCAAGGUGUUCGCAGUCUCUUGGCGCGUUGGAAGGGGAGCAGGGGCUCAGAAAAUAUGGGCCGGCAUAGGAGGUCUUGUGUGGGAGGGCAGUGUAGGCAUAGGGAAGCAACUGGAGGCGGAGGGUUGGUCUUGGAAGAGACCUGUGUGGCUUGAACAGGUGCAGCAGGGAUGUCAAUUAUGAGGUGACGGCC
Molecule: messenger RNA, 3015 nt
Organism: Coccomyxa subellipsoidea C-169
Lineage: Eukaryota; Viridiplantae; Chlorophyta; Trebouxiophyceae; Coccomyxaceae
Exons: 22
Coding region: 1-2754 (917 amino acids)
Cellular component (GO): ribonucleoprotein complex
Molecular function (GO): RNA binding
Source: RefSeq, a predicted model, not a curated record